CCGGGCGCCGCCGCUUGGGUCGCUCGGCCGGGCGGGCGCGGACAUCAUGUACGGGUUCGUGAAUCACGCUUUGGAGCUGCUGGUGAUCCGCAACUACGGUCCGGAGGUGUGGGAGGACAUCAAAAGAGAGGCACAGUUAGAUGAAGAAGGGCAGUUUCUCGUCCGAAUAAUAUACGAAGAUUCUAAAACAUAUGAUCUGGUUGCUGCCGCAAGCAAAGUCCUCAAUCUCAAUGCUGGAGAAAUCCUCCAAAUGUUUGGGAAGAUGUUUUUCGUCUUUUGUCAAGAAUCUGGUUAUGACACAAUCCUGCGUGUGCUGGGAUCUAAUGUCAGAGAAUUUCUGCAGAACCUCGAUGCCCUGCACGACCACCUUGCUACCAUCUACCCGGGCAUGCGAGCACCUUCCUUUAGGUGCACCGAUGCAGAGAAGGGCAAAGGGCUCAUCCUGCACUACUACUCAGAGAGAGAAGGCCUGCAGGACAUUGUCAUCGGGAUCAUUAAGACGGUAGCUCAGCAGAUCCACGACACUGAAAUAGACAUGAAGGUUAUUCAGCAAAGAAACGAAGAAUGUGAUCAUACUCAAUUUUUGAUUGAAGAAAAAGAGUCAAAAGAAGAGGAUUUUUAUGAAGAUCUUGACAGAUUUGAAGAAAAUGGUACCCAGGAAUCACGCAUCAGCCCAUAUACCUUCUGCAAAGCUUUUCCCUUUCACAUCAUAUUCAACCGGGAUCUCGUGGUCACUCAGUGUGGCAAUGCCAUCUACAGAGUCCUUCCCCAGCUCCAGCCUGGGACCUGCAGCCUCCUGUCUGUCUUCUCGCUGGUCCGUCCUCAUAUUGACAUCAGUUUCCAUGGGAUCCUCUCACACAUCAAUACGGUCUUCGUACUGAGAAGCAAGGAAGGGUUGUUGGAUGUAGAGAAAUCAGAGUGUGAGGAUGAACUGACGGGCACUGAGAUCAGCUGCUUACGGCUCAAGGGCCAGAUGAUCUACUUACCUGAAGCAGACAGCAUACUUUUCCUGUGCUCACCAAGUGUCAUGAACCUGGACGACCUGACCCGGCGAGGGCUGUACCUGAGCGACAUCCCCCUGCACGAUGCCACGCGGGACCUCGUGCUGCUGGGGGAGCAGUUCCGAGAGGAGUACAAGCUGACCCAGGAGCUGGAAAUCCUCACGGACAGGCUGCAGCUCACACUGCGCGCCCUGGAAGAUGAAAAGAAGAAGACAGACACGUUGCUGUACUCUGUCCUUCCUCCGUCCGUGGCCAACGAGCUGAGGCACAAGCGUCCGGUGCCCGCGAAGAGGUACGACAACGUGACCAUCCUCUUCAGCGGCAUCGUGGGCUUCAACGCCUUCUGCAGCAAGCAUGCGUCUGGGGAAGGGGCCAUGAAGAUUGUCAACCUCCUCAACGACCUCUAUACCAGAUUCGACACUCUGACGGAUUCCCGGAAAAAUCCAUUUGUUUAUAAGGUGGAAACGGUCGGUGAUAAGUACAUGACGGUGAGUGGGUUACCAGAGCCCUGCAUCCACCAUGCACGUUCCAUUUGCCACCUGGCUUUGGACAUGAUGGAAAUUGCCGGCCAGGUCCAGGUAGAUGGUGAAUCUGUUCAGAUAACGAUAGGGGUUCACACAGGGGAGGUAGUCACCGGUGUCAUAGGACAGAGGAUGCCUCGCUAUUGUCUUUUUGGAAAUACUGUCAACCUCACAAGCCGAACAGAAACCACUGGACAAAAAGGAAAAAUAAAUGUGUCUGAAUAUACAUACAGAUGUCUCAUGACACCAGAAAAUUCAGACCCACAAUUCCAUUUGGAGCACAGAGGCCCAGUGUCCAUGAAGGGCAAAAAAGAGCCAAUGCAAGUUUGGUUUCUAUCCAGAAAAAUUACGGGAACAGAGGAAACAAAGCAGGAUGACAACUGAAUCUUGGACCUUGAGGUGAAGAGGACGGGGUGAGGUCCAGUCUUCCGCUAACUCCUGCCAAGCCUGGGAGCAGUCAUUCCCUUGGUCCUUUUCCAUUUCCCCAAGCCUUUCUCCUGGUUACCUCUUCCCUUAUUCAUUAUUCAGCUUGAGCUCUGCUUGUGAGUAUUUUCAAGGUUUAGUAUAUUACCUGAAGUUUGGCUUCGUGUGGGUGAUGUGAGCUUCACGUGUCUUAAAAUCUACUACAGGCAUCACCUAACAUGGUGACUUGCAAGUAGUAGACACCCAGUAAAUAUUUGUUGAAUUUAAUUAAAUGAAACAGAACAGUAUUUGGCCAUGUCUCUCUCUCCCUCUCUCUCUCUCUCUCUCUCU
Messenger RNA from Lagenorhynchus albirostris (white-beaked dolphin), 2275 nucleotides. RefSeq names its product guanylate cyclase 1 soluble subunit beta 1 (gene GUCY1B1). The transcript has 14 exons. Gene Ontology annotation, molecular function: guanylate cyclase activity; heme binding. The record is from RefSeq and is a predicted model, not a curated record. NCBI's taxonomy places the organism in Eukaryota, Metazoa, Chordata, Mammalia, Artiodactyla, Delphinidae. Gene Ontology annotation, cellular component: guanylate cyclase complex, soluble. Bases 47 to 1906 code for a protein of 619 amino acids. Gene Ontology annotation, biological process: response to oxygen levels; cGMP biosynthetic process.